UACAAUCUUUGUGUUUGACCAAUUUUUUAAUGGAAACUUUUGGUUCUAAAUUUAUUAAAGUAAUAGCUUUGCCAUCUUACAUUAAAGAUGAGCCAUCUUACAUUCAUAAUGAAGAAGUAGCAGUUUUAAAUCAUUUUAAAAAAUUAUGGGAGAAUAAAUAUUACGUUUUUCGUUUUAAGUUGACAUUUGAAAUUUUUUUAAGUUUAGACGAUUAUAAAAGAGGUACUCAAGAAUUUGAGAAAAUCGAAAAAUGUUACGAAUAUUUUAAUCUAAAAGGGUAA
Meloidogyne enterolobii is the source of this 281-nucleotide messenger RNA. The record is from the annotation of a GenBank genome assembly. Lineage: Eukaryota; Metazoa; Nematoda; Chromadorea; Rhabditida; Meloidogynidae.